CUGCGAAAUGGCAUCAUCGCUGUUGCCACAUUCUUUGGAAUAACUUGCGUGUGACUACACAGAUUUUACAGGUUAGCGACUCAAAUUUACAGCAGUCUUUAUAACAAUCUGUCCAAGUCUGAUCAGCUGAAAAGAUGUCCAGAGCAAAUAUCUGUGAUAAUGAGGAAUACACGAGUGCCGCUGGAAUUUUAGAAAAAUGCAGUGUUGCAUGUAUCAAUCUCAUAAGCGGCGGUGACAAAGACAGCCCUCGCAAUUCAAACUGCAAGAAAUUUUGUGGAGGUUGCUACGCAUACUACUCCACCAAGGCGGACACUGAAACAACUGCUCCACCUGCUUUUACAUCCCCAUCUACAGCAGUAACCAACCCAACUACAGCAGUCGACACAACUACUGCACUAUUUCCUCCAUGUGAUAAAACCACACUUACAGUGAUGAUAUCAGUUCUGAUUCCUAUAAUUAUUAUAAUGGCCAUUGCUUUCAUUGUCAUCUUCGGUCUGAUAGUAGCUAGCCGGAAAUACAAUGAGCGCGUUCAGAACUUUUGGAAGACGUUGUUAGGUAUUAAACAACCACACCCUCAAAUGGUUAUACACAAAUACCUUUAAAAGAAAAAAAAGAUGAUGGAGAAGAAGCCACUCCUCUUAUCGAUCGCGGUCAAGAACGAGAACAGGACCGUGAUGUGCCUGAAGAGCAGGGCGCACAACAGAGUCAGAGUGAAGCCUCGGAGAGAGGAGUGCCCGAUUCCGGUAAGGUGACUAAAAUCAAGGCUCCAAAUGGAGGCGCUGGUGUCAGUGGGGAGGACACAGACUGCACAGAUAGUUAUAUCACUCAAAUACAUACAAAGUGUACAACCUGGGUCAAAACUUAUAAAAAAUAGGCCAAAGUCAGCCUCGUUCUGGAUUGACCUAGUUUGUGUACUAUCUAGUGCAUUCCAGUUUCAAUGCACUAUGAUCUCAGAUAGUGCUUUGAUAGCUGGGGUCAUUAUUUGAAAUGACUCUGACACAGCCCAAAUCUAUAAACAUACUUAAUAUUGUUAGAUACAUACCACACUACAAUCCUAAUGCAACAUGUAUUCCAUUUAAGCACUUUUGAGAGCAUAAAAUGCAUUUCAUUGUGAGUACUGUCCAACACACACCCCACCCCCAACUUCUAAUUGGGAUAGAAAAAGUUUCUAUGUCUAAAACAAGAGACCAUUGAUGGGAGACCUUUGAUUGACAUCUUGGCUGUGGAAUUCAACCACUUUUCUCAAUGAAUAUGCACACCCCUUGAUGUAUGAGGCUUAUGAAUGGCUGGAGUCCACCCAGCACAGCCCCCUCCCCCUCAACUAAACUGUCAAUAACAUUCUUGGUGGUCAACUUGUGUAUAGUAUCAUGAUACAGCCUGGUACAGGGACCUUUCUGCUUGAUUAAUUACACACAUUUGGGUUAAUUUGUUUAUACACUUGUCUGCUAUAAUCUCUCAAACUCAGCAGGCUGCUUGUUUGCAAGGCGGCAUAUUCCUUUGAUCUUGUAAUAGGGAUAGAUUUUGUUUCUGAUACUUCAAGUGCAGAAGGUCAAUUCCAUGGUGUUGACCAUGUCUUACUGUAGUGAAUGAGUACAAUUUACACCCUUUCUGGUCAUCAACGAAGUGGCUAUCACAUUUUUGAUGUUGCUUGUCCAGCUCAUUAUCAGCCGCUCAUUAGCAUAUUGACCACAGUAACCAUGAUGAAACACGUGGUGGUGAAGAUCAAGUGCUUCCUGCCUUGUCAAUUUUGUUACAUCUUUCCUGGUUCCAGUUCUUCUGAACAGGUUAAACGUAUUUUGUUGUUCCUUUGGUGGAUUAUAUUCUUACUUCUUUUGGAUUAUCAAUGUUUCACCUUUGUAGGCCUAUAUUCAUUCAGUGACCCUUACUUUGAUUUAUAUUUUUCGACCAAAAAAGGAAUAUGGAAUGAAAUAAUUGUUUGGAUAUUUGGAUAUUCUUGAUUCAAUGGAUUAGGGAUGUUGAGAGGGUGAUUUUAUUUAUUGUACUGCAAUAGUGAAUUCAAUGCACAUUUCAGAUGGACAAACUCCACUUUCCAUGCAUGGCACUAUUAUUGUUUACAUUCCUAAUAUAGGUAAACUAGGACAUAUUAUGCAUGAAUCUAUGUCAGUGGGCGGCCAAGUUUAUGCUAACCAGGUAUACUAAACCGAGGCUAUAAUCUGCCAGCAACUGGGUCACUUUGGAUAUCAGUUACACUUUGGCUACCCAGAGCACUCACUGACAUGAAAUAGUGGUCCCAUUGAAUGACUUGUGAUGUUGAAACAUAUCUUUCACAGAAUGUCGAAAUGACGUUAGAAGUCAUGCUUGUCAGCUGGAACAAAGAAGAUUAAAAGGUACAAUUUCUAAGGAAGAAGAGAGAGGCAUAACAUGCUUUGGUAGGAGAUAUCUUGUAGGUUUAUCAAUUUUGCACACCUGAAAAUGUUCGAAAUUUGACUCCAGUUAUGAAAUAUAAGCGCAUGAUUUUUUUGUAAAUCAAAUUGGGCUCAUACCUCCGAGACUUCAUACAAUUAUCAAUAUAAAGUAUGUAAAUAAUGGCUCUGGCAAAAUCGGCAGGAUGCCAAUUCUGCCCCCCUCCAUCGUCAGCAUGGAGAUCUGAUUAGUCGGGAUAAAUCAGCCAAAUCAGGUCAGAAAUGAAAUCCCUCUACUAAAUGGCCAUAUGCGUCCAAGUACAUUUGCCCUUCAGUACGGGUUAAGAAGAGAAGAGGCUUUUUUCAUGAUAUAAAACUUUCGUCCACACCUCAGAGCUAAUAUGAGUCACGGAUAUUGCCCGAUGGGGUUUGUUCGAACUAAAGUAGUUCCAAUUCCAAAAAACAGUAGAAAGUCUUUGAAUACGUCCGAUAAUUAUAGAGGUAUUUCGCUAAGUAGCGUUAUUGGCAAAAUAAUGGAUAAUAUAUUCCUAAAAAAGUACGAGAAUGAGCUAAGUACAUCUGAUGCCCAGUUUGGGUUCAAGGCAGGUCUCUCCACAGCUACGUGUAGCACGGCUAUAAAUGAAGUAAUUAAUUAUUAUAACGGUUGCAACACCGCAGUGUAUUGCGUAAUGCUUGAUGCAAGCAAAGCAUUUGAUUGUGUUCAUUUUGUGAAGCUAUUUCGAAUUUUGAUCAAAAAAGGGCUAUGUCCAUUAGCGGCUAGGCUAUUAGCCAACAUCUACACACAACAACGUGUACAGGUUCAGUGGGGGAAGCAUAUGUCUGGUGAAUUUACUGUAUCCAAUGGAGUUAAGCAGGGUGGGGUGCUCUCCCCCGUUCUUUUUGGAAUUUAUCUGGAUGAGCUUAUUACGAGUAUAAAAACUGACGGUUUCGGCUGCCAUGUUGGCAACAUUUUUUGCGGUGUAUUUGCAUAUGCCGAUGAUGUUAUUCUCUUAGCACCAUCGUUCUAUGGGUUAAAUAAGAUGCUAAACACGGCUCGUCAAUUUUCUAUUGAAUUCAGAAUAUCCUUCAACGCAUCUAAGAGUAGAUAUUUAGUCUUCGGGUCACAUGACCCGCCAGGGGAGAUUGUAUUUGAGGGUACAAGGGUUCAAAUUUCUAAUGAAGAAAUUCAUUUGGGCAUUCUUCUUGGUCCUGAUGUUCGUCGGAGGAGGGUUCAGGUUUUAGUUAAUGAUCUGUACAAACGGACCAACAUGCUUAUGGCUCAGUUUAGGUACGCCAACUUUGAAAUCAGAUAUAAGUUAUUCAAAAGUUUUUGUAUGCCGCUGUAUGGUUACCAGUUGCUAGAUUGUUCAAAACCAUACAUGGAAGAAUUGUAUAUUGCAUGGCGUAAAUGUAUUCGUCAGAUUUUGUGUUUGCCAUAUCGCACUCAUAAUGACCUGUUACCAGCCAUUAUAAAGGACUGUAGCGUUCAAACUCAAUUGGAGAAAAGGUUCGUAAAAUUCAUCAAAGGACUGCGGAAAUCAGGAAAUACACUUGUAAAGGUUACAGUUGGAUUAUUAUUUGCCGGGAGCGUCUCAUCAGUGGGGAAAAGUCUAACUAUGGUGUUACAAAAGUACAACUGGAAUAGGGAUCAGCUGCCUGAUGAAUGUAUAAUGCUAAGGGACAUCAAUAGGGAAUUUUGGGGAUUGGGGCAUAAUAGGGUUGCCAUCCAAGUUAGGGAAUUGCUUGAAAUGCGGGAGGCAGGGAAUGAUAUUCUCACAAAAGAGGAAAUAGACGUGAUAAUUAACUUUUUGUGUACAGGUUGAUUUGAUGGAGUAUUGUUUUUGGUGUUAGUUUUAUUGUGAUAGUUCAAGAUACUAAUGUAACUUAUUCAGGAUCAUCUCCAAGAAUGAGAGGUUUUCGGGUUCGACUCUCAGUCUUACCUUUUACUUUGUUUGCCUUAUCGUAAACUUGUAUUUGCACCCAACUCUGUAUUGUCUUAUUGCACCUUAAUUUUGUUAUCUGUACAACGGAAAGUAGUACGAAUAAACAUAUAUAUAAUAUUUGUGAGGGUUCGAUUUCGAAUCAGUAAAUUUAUUCAUGAUUUACAGUACAGUACAGCUUAUUGAGAAUAUGCUAAUAUUUAUGUAAAAAUGCUUUUUUACAACUUAUUGCGAUUAAUGUAUAAUAAUAAUAAUAAUAAUAAUAAUGAGUCUUUUAUAUAGCGCAAUUCCGUGACACUAUAGUUCUCGCUUAAAGCGCUUUGGGAUAUCAUAUUAUUACCCUGGUCUCCACAGAAAUCAAUCAUCAGGGGUUCCAAGGAGCAACCGCAAGGCGCUCACUUUAACUCGACCAGUAGGGGAACUAAGCAGUGACUCGGCCGGGAGUCGAACCCACGAACUCCUGAUCAUGAGGCCGACUCUCUUCCACUGCGCUACCGCUGCCCCUGUAUGUAUUAUUUGUUAGCUAACCAACAUGACCAAUGUGAUAACGAACAGUGAAAUGGUCAGAGUUGAUGCAAGCGUUUUUUUUAAGUUGUGUGGGUUCAAAUCAAUAAAUUGAUGAUGAGAAUAUGCUCAAAUUUGUGAAACGUUUUUUGUUUGGAAGAGGAUAUGUACACAGCCAGUUGACACAGCAUGAUGUGUAUGCAACAGAACAAUCAUUGUUGCAUACACAGCAUGCUGUGUACGCAAGCAAGCAUCGCUUGCGUACACAGGACAGUAGUUUUAUGUUCGCAGCGUUUUAUAUUAAUAUUCAUUAGGCUCAUUAUAAAGCCCCGCCUCCGAUUUUAUGCUACCUGCUGUGAAUCCUUGCAACAUUUCUCUUGAACAGGCAUACACAACAUGCUGUGUAUACAAUGUACAGGUGCGCGCAUUGUCUAGAGUACACAACAGACUUCGCUGGCUGGAGAAAACUGUUUCGGUCAUGACACACAUGCCAUCCAAAAACCGGGACUUCGGCUUACGUGUUUUCCACCAUGCUUGCAGUGAUACUUGACAUACGCGUACUUCAAGUGCUGUGGAAUUUUCCCAUCAUUUUUAAAGACUCUUUCUUGUUUGUCGAUGGUUCUAGAGUGCCGUAUUACAAAGGCAAUGUUGUGUUGCUCCUGAUACCGAAAGAGAGCUAUUUGGAAGGCGGGAAAGGAUGAGAAUUUGGCCCCACCUUGAAGGGAAUCGGGGAGUUCUUCCACCUCCACCGCCACCGCCACCGCUAUUUUUCUCCAGCUGACGCCAUUGAUGACGCGAUUAUGUUAAUUCGCCUCUGCUGUGCAUGCAACCAACUUGUUCCUGCG
Molecule: messenger RNA, 5652 nt
Organism: Lineus longissimus
Lineage: Eukaryota; Metazoa; Nemertea; Pilidiophora; Heteronemertea; Lineidae
Exons: 4
Coding region: 135-602 (155 amino acids)
Source: RefSeq, a predicted model, not a curated record